AUGGGGCCCUAUAGGGCUGAUGUUAAGCCGGGUUUGCGGGAUAUCAAAAUUGAAGUAAAAAAGAUGAUGAAAAACAAAUUUUAUCAGUAUGGAAACCAAAGUGGGCGGGUCCCAGCCUACCCGAACCUGGGUAAAGAAGUCUACGACAAUAUGGUUGCCAAUAAAGAUAUUGUCGCUUUGGUUAACGCUGACACAUCGGAGCAAAUGACGUAUGGAGAAAUGGCACAGUCAAUAGCUGAUAUCGCUCUCUCACUCUCUCGUAUGGGGAUUGGAAAGGGAGAUGUAGUGUGCAUAUGCAGCGAGAAAAAUUUCGAAUUCUUACCUACUGUGUUGGGUGUUAUCUGUUCGGGGGCUGUGUUUUCUCCUACUGACCUCACUUAUGGAAGUCAUCCUCUAGCUCAUCGAGUCAAGAUAGUGCGUCCAAGAGUCGUGUUUUGUUCCCUAACCGCCUUCAUACAGCACAAACCGGUCUUUGACGAAGUUGGGAGCGUCGAACACUAUAUCCUGUACGGAGACCAGGCUCAGGAUGGCGCGAUACUCUUCAAGGACUUCCUGACUGAGACCGUGCCGUUGGAAGACUUCGAACCGGUCCCUGUAAAUGGAUUGGAGGAUACUGCUAUCAUUCUCUACACCUCUGGAACCACUGGUCUUCCGAAAGGUGUGCCUAUCACUCAUAUGGGAUUCCUGCUCAAUUCACAGAAUAUGACAACGGAAGAUUACAAAGCAAUGGUUCUAUAUACAUCUCGGGAGUUCUUUCAUUCAUAUGGAUUGAUGUACGCCCUCGCCUGCCUGAGGUCUAGCGCCACUCUUGUUUACAACGUCAAUGGAGGAGAAGUCCCGAUGUUGGAAGCGGUGCAGAAAUAUAAGUUAUUUUGGCUAUCAAAGGUUCAGGGAUUGGUUCACAGUCUCUGUGGUUCGGGUCUACAUUCUACCCACGGGAAGAGAAGGGGUGGUAGCGAAUGUAUUGUUCUUUUAUUUCCCAGUAUACCGAGUCUGGUGUCAGUUCUCCAGCUGUACGGCAUGUCUGAAGGUGGAUGUAUCUGCAAUGAACUGGCCUGCACCAAGGGGUAUAAAGCAGGCAGCUCUGGAUUGCCAGGCCUAGGAUUUAUUAUGAAGCUUAUAAGUGCCAACUGCUGCGCCAAUACCUCUUCUCACAUGGAUAUGGUGGUCGAUCUGGAGACGAGACAGCCUUUGGGUCCAAACCGUCAAGGAGAAAUCUGCAUCAAAGGUCCCAGCGUCAUGAAAGCUUAUCUGGGCAACGUCCAGCCAGACUGCAAGGAUGAGGAAGGGUUCCUGAAGACUGGAGACGUUGGCUACUAUGAUGAGGACGGAUACUUCUUCGUGGUCAACAGAAUCAAGGAGCUUAUCAAGUUUAAUGAUAUUUCUGUAGCACCGGCAGAAUUCGAAGAUAUAUUACUCCAGCAUCCCGCUGUUCGAGAGGUGGGCGUGGUGGGGAAACCUCACCACGUGCAUGGAGAGGUCCCCGUAGCCUUCAUAGUCCUACAGUCAGGAGCUACGGCUUCUGAAGCGGAGCUGGUGGAACAUCUUAACAGCCGGGUAACUUACAAAAUGCGUUUAGCUGGUGGAGUCCGGUUCAUAGACCGUCUUCCUCGAGGAGCUGGAGAUAAGCUGGACAGGAAAGACCUGAUGCAAAGACUAGUAGACGAAGACUCUAACUGACAAAAGACCGCGAUGGUCUUCUGAGAA
Messenger RNA from Spodoptera exigua (beet armyworm), 1707 nucleotides. NCBI's taxonomy places the organism in Eukaryota, Metazoa, Arthropoda, Insecta, Lepidoptera, Noctuidae. The record is from the annotation of a GenBank genome assembly.